UGAAAAUUGUUAAGUCGGUUCACUCGUCGUAAUGUCGCUAUUAGUUUUGUGUUUGUUUCCCGCUUUAAUUUCAGUUUAAUUUUAACAACGAAAUUUUUACAAGAAACUGAAGAAUGUCACUUACAGCUGGUGCUAUUCAGGCUAUUAUCACAGCUCCAGACCAUGAACAUAUGCCUGUUCAACCUGUUGUUCAAAUAUUGGGGAUAAAAAAGCUGCAGGCUGGUCCUGGUGCAAACGAGAGAUACCGCUUGGUUUUAUCAGAUGGAGAACAUUAUUACACGUCUGCCAUGCUGGGCACACAACUAAAUGAUACGGUACAAGAAGAUAUGGUAGAGGUGAGAUGUGUAUUACAGAUGGAUAAAUAUACCUGCAAUGUGAUUCAGGGUACAAGGAAAGUGAUUAUCAUUCUUGAACUAAAGAUAGUAUUAAAAGCAUCUGAGGUUCCUGGAAAAAUUGGAGAACCAGUACAGAUAUCCGAUUUGUUAACUGAACAAGAAAAUCUUCUACCACCGCCUAUUAAAAAAGAAAAUGUCAAUGGAAGCUCAAAACUGCAAAAUAUUUCGAAUCAAAUUAAAUCUGCUUCAACAAAUAAUACAAAAAAUCUACCUGUUCCAAACAAGCCAUUGUCAAAUCAAAAACCAUCUGCUUAUUCAGCAGCCAAUCAAAAACCAUCUGGGUAUUCAACAGCAGGAGCAGGAAGUGUUGUUGACUCAAAUUCAAAAUCAGUGUUCCCAAUCUCAUCAUUAACACCAUAUCAAAACAGGUGGACAAUUCGUGCACGUAUAACAAACAAAUCAUCUAUUCGUACAUGGAGUAAUUCCAGAGGAGAUGGAAAACUUUUCAGUAUAGACCUUGUUGAUGAAUCGGGGGAAAUACGUGCAACUGCUUUCAAUGAAGUUGUAGAUAAAUAUUAUGAUUUACUGGAAAUUGGAAAGGUCUACUAUAUCACAAAAGGAUCGUUGAAGACAGCUAAUAAACAAUACAGUUCUUUAAAGAAUGAUUAUGAGAUGACAUUAAAUAAUGACUCUUUAGUUGAGCUUUGCAAUGAUUUGUGUGAUUUACCAACAUUGCAGUUUAAUUUCAAACAAAUUAAGUCUAUUGAAGAUGUGAACAAAGAUGCUUUAAUUGAUAUUGUUGGAAUAGUGAAAAGUUCUUCUGAAAUGCAACAAAUAACAUCUAAAGCAACUAAUAAGCAAGUUUGGAAGCGAGAUAUAACAAUUGUAGAUCAAUCAGGCUCAGCCGUACAAGCUACAAUAUGGGGUAGCGAGGCUGAAAAGUUUGAGGAGUACACAGAUAAGAAUCCAGUUGUUGCAAUCAAAGGUGCUAAAGUAUCUGAUUUUGGAGGUCGGUCACUGUCAAUCUUAAAUUCAAGUAUUUUUCACAUUAAUCCUGAUAUACCUGAAGCUUAUGAGUUGAGAGGAUGGUUUGAUAAUGGAGGAAUUAAUGAGCAAACAACUUCAAUAUCUGGACAAAGAAUGGAGGGGGCAGGUGGUGGAAAGUAUAAAACCCUUGGUCAAAUUAAAGAUGAAGGGCUUGGUAUGGGAGAAAAACCUGAUUAUUUCAAUGUGCGUGCAUUCAUUGUAUUUUAUCGUAAAGAAAAUUGCAUGUAUCAAGCCUGUCCUGGUGCUGAUUGUAAUAAGAAAGUCAUUGAAGAUAAUGGUCAGUUCAGAUGUGAGAAAUGUGAUCGGACAUACCCAGAUUUUAAAUAUCGAAUGGUAUUGUCAGCAAAUAUUGCUGAUUUCUCAGGUAAUCAAUGGAUUACAGCUUUUCAAGAGAGUGCGGAGGCAAUUUUAGGUGUUUCUGCUGAGCAAAUUGGUCAUUUAAAAGAUUCGGACGUGUCUCAAUUUGAUAUGAUUUUUAGUGAAGCAUGUUUCAAACCUUUUGUGUUUAAAGUUCGUGCAAAGAUGGAGACUUAUCAGGAUGAAAGAAAACUUAAAUGUUCUGCUAUGUCUGCAGCGCCUGUUAACUUCAAACAAGAAUGCAAAAGACUUUUAGACGAAAUAAAAAAUCUUGAAAGACUAUAGCUUAAAAGUUUUAGACUUCAGUGGCGAACAAGCCGCACAAAGACGUCAGUUUUGUAAAAGCGACACUCUUGAUGUAAAACAAUUUAAUAAACAUGUAAUUAUCUAAAAAAGUAUAUGGGUGGAGCUAAAUUUAUUUAACGCCCACUUCAAGACAAGUAUAAAACAUUCUUUAAAAUAAAUGCUAAUAAUUUUGUUUAGAGGUGUCUGUUUAAUUCCGAUAUGUAUUUUUGUAUUGUUUAGCGACAUAACGUAAAAAUCUGUUUUUUUGUUA
Hydra vulgaris (swiftwater hydra) is the source of this 2295-nucleotide messenger RNA. Its product is annotated as replication protein A 70 kDa DNA-binding subunit. Gene Ontology annotation, molecular function: damaged DNA binding; single-stranded telomeric DNA binding. Lineage: Eukaryota; Metazoa; Cnidaria; Hydrozoa; Anthoathecata; Hydridae. Gene Ontology annotation, biological process: double-strand break repair via homologous recombination; telomere maintenance via telomerase; meiotic cell cycle. Gene Ontology annotation, cellular component: DNA replication factor A complex; nucleus. The record is from RefSeq and is a predicted model, not a curated record.